Eucalyptus grandis is the source of this 4987-nucleotide messenger RNA. RefSeq names its product probable disease resistance protein RPP1. Lineage: Eukaryota; Viridiplantae; Streptophyta; Magnoliopsida; Myrtales; Myrtaceae. The transcript has 9 exons. The record is from RefSeq and is a predicted model, not a curated record. The coding region runs from base 1478 to 2581 and encodes 367 amino acids.
GAGGUGAUGACGUUGUUUGGAAUGCAAGCCAUGAGGGAACUCUAGUGAUCAAAGUACCCCUAAACCCGACCUUUUCCAUCCUUGGAUACUAUUUCAAGGGGGCGGCGAGAUCGGGUCGCGACAAACUUGCUUUAGCUCGAGGGGGUCUCAUGUGGCGAGUAAUGAACAUGAUGUAUCAUCUCUUGAAAAACUUGUUAUGCAUCAUUCAUCCCAUCAGAAUAUGUUACAUCAAAAUGCCUGAAACCAUAUCAAGGAAUGAAGGCACUAAGAAGUUUAAUUCUGGUGUGUGAUGGAUCUAAUAGGGGCUCUUUCUCUAUUUCCAACAAGGUGCUACAUGACUUGUUAACAAACUUGAAGUACUUGAGAGUAUUCUCAUUAUGUCAUUGUGACAUUGUAGAGGUACCGAAUUGUGUUGGUGAUUUAAAACAUCUUCGAUAUCUCAAUUUCUCGUACACUCAUAUCAAGAGGCUACCGGAGUCAAUUGGCGCCUUGUGCAAAUUACAAGCUUUGAUUUUAAGAGGUUGUCAAAAGCUUUCAAAGUUGCCUCAAGGUAUCACAAAGUUAGUAUGCUUACAGUUUCUUGAUAUUAGACAUACAGAGAGUCUAAAAGAGAUGCCAUUGGGUAUUGGUAAUUUAAAGAAUCUUAUUUUCUUGUCCAAAUUUGUGGUAGGACUUGAGAAAGGGUCGCAGUUGAGAGAGUUAAAGAACUUGCCACAUCUUGAAGGAAAAUUACUCAUAUUAGAAUUGCAAAAGGUGGAAAAAGUUAUAGAUGCAAUUGAUGCUAAUUUGCUUCGAAAGCUAGGCCUUACCCACUUAUGCCUGCAUUGGGGUGAACAUUUGGGAGAUCUCCAUAAUCAUGAGCGCACAGGUGCUUGACUCUCUGCAACCUCACACUAAUCUUGAAAAUCUCGCUAUUUGGAACUAUCGUGGUGCAAUAUUCCCAUCAUGGUUAGAUUGUACAUCCUAUUCUAAAAUAGUGUCUUUAUACUUGUGGGACUGUCCUAAUGUUAUGUCGCUGUCUAUGAUUGGACAACUACCUUCACUUAAGGAAUUAUAUCUUAAAGGUCUACAUGCAAUAAGAAUGAUAGGCUCUGAAUUUUACGGAGGUGAAAGGCCUUUUUCAUCCUUAACCACUUUGGAGUUCGAAGAGAUGUUGGCAUGGAAGGAUUGAUCUCCUUAUGUUGGGCGCCAAGAAGAAGAAGAAGUCUCAUUCUCUUGUCUUAAGCAUCUUGUUGUUCGAGGUUGUCCUUUGUUGAUUGGGACAUUGCCUUGUCAACUUGAUCAUCUCACAAAGUUUGAAAUUCAUUCAUGUCCGCAUUUGAAGAACUCAACCAAUGAUGUUUGUCUUCCAUCUCUCCAUGAGUUGUUCCUUAAGGGUUGUAACAAAAAGAUCUUGAAGAGCUUGAUCAACCUAACUUCUUUGAGGAUUCUCACAAUUGAGAAUCUUGCAAAGCUUGUUUGCUUUGAUCAUGGGUUUAUGAGCCACUUGAUCAAGCUAAAGGAGCUUCAUAUAGAAGGGUGUCACGAGUUAAAAUACUUGUGGCAAGAUGGAAAUGAAAUGCUAAAUCUUACUUGCCUCCAAGAAUUAACCAUCAAAAGCUGUCCUCAAUUCACAUCAUUCGUGGUUGGAGAAACAGAAAUAGAGCUGCCAUGCAACCUUGACAAGAUGGAAUUGAGUAAUUGCACCAGUUUAGAAAAGCUUCCAAGCAAGAUGUACACACUCACUUAUUUGUGCAUUGGAGGGUGUCCAAAACUCAUAAGACCAAACAUUUCUUCAUAUGACCCCAACAACAACAACCCGAUGUCUCAACUUGAAUCUUCAUGUACAGGUAAAUGUGAUUCUCUAACAUUUUGUCCCUUUGCCAAUGGUAGACUUGCUACUUUGAAGACAUUUGUUAUUGGAUUUUGCGAGGGAGUGGAAUUGCUGGAAGAAAUCACCAUAGAAUCACUCAAAGAUAUGGAUAUUUACUGUUGUCCGAAUCUAAGAAGCCUACCACAAUUCCUUCUGAGGCUCUCCCAUCUCACUAAAUUGAGUAUAACUGACUGUCAAAUAGAGGACUUUCCUCCCCUUCCUCUCACCCUAUCGAGUCUCACACUUAUGAGAUGUCCGAACAUAAAGACUAUCACCAGUAUCACCAGUUGUAACAAUCUCACUUAUUUGAGUGAGCGUGGGGCAUUGGAAAUAAUAGAUUCCCUUCCCCUUCCCAUCGGGUAUGUCUUUCUUGAUGAUUGUCCGAAGAUAAAGUCUCUACCAAAGUGGUGUCAUCUUACAUCCCUCUGGUUCAUAUACAUUAGGGGUUGCCAAAAUAUCCAAUGCUUGCCUGAAGGAGGUUUGCCUCCCAAUUUGCAGGAGUUUCAUUUUCUUAAGUGCGAGAAUAUGAAACAGCCGUUGAGAGAAUGGGGCUUACCCCUGCUCACAUCCCUCACGAGUCUAGCAAUUGACGGAAGAAGCAUGGGAGGGGAGGGAGAGAAGGUGCGGUUUCCUUCGGAGGAGGAGGAUGAGGAGGAUGCUUGGAGUCUUCUCUUUCCUUCCUCUCUAACCCGGCUUGCGAUAGAAAUGAGGAACGUGGAAAGACUAUGAGAUGGCCUUCGCAACCAUCUCUCCUCUCUCCGAUAUUUAUCAAUUUCAAAUUGCCCAAAGUUGAGGGACUUGCCAGAGGAUGGCCUCCCUCGCUCCCUCCAACAAUUGCUUAUAUGGGAAUGCGGAAAUCUAAAAGAUCGAUGCUCAAAACACACCGGCAACUAUUGGCCCCUCAUCCAAGAGAUCCCUUACAUCCAGAUUGAUUGGGUUCGGAUUCAAUGAAUUGAUUCGUCCCGGUACGAUCAGGUUUUGUAGGGUUUGGAUGCCUCACAUAAAUUUUUGGGAAAAUCCAAGAAAACCCUGACAUGUCAUUGAUUGGUUUCAAAUAUGGUGAAGUGAAAUUGAUCCACUUUCGCUUUCAUUUGCUAACUGUGGCGAUUCAUGCUUCGAUGUGCAGUCAGUUUUCUAGGGUCCAGCGAAAAAAGAAGAAGAAGAAGUUAUCUGAGGAACGUGGAAAGGCUAUCAACAAGGGAGGAUGUAAGAAGCAUGGAAUAUUCUGUUUCCUUGAUCUCUACGUCUCUUUAUAUGAGAACUAGGUGGAACAUGGAAAGAUCAUCAAGUUGUCUUCGCAGCCAUCUCUCCACUCUUGAACAGCUACAUUUUGUAGGUUACUGGAAUUUGCCAGAGGAUGGCUUCGUUCCCUCCUCCAAGUAUUCGGCAUAAUUCACUGUGAAUUUCUGAAAGAUUGAUGCUCAAAACUUAGUGGCAACUAUUGGCACCUCAUCCAAGAAAUCCCACUCAUUGUAGUUCAUCAAAUUCAGAUCCAAUAAGAAGAUAUCUAUCCAAUUUCUAAUUUUUGCUCUUCAGAAUAUCCCAUUGUCAUCUUUAUUUGGCAAAAUUUCUCAGGAGGAUCAAUGCGAACAGUGCCGAGGGAGGCGACUGAUAUGCUUAUGUUCAUCUUUUGCAACUUAACAAAAGAAAAACAAAAGGCUAUUUAUUAUAGGAAAGGCAGGAAGGAGCAAUAAGGAAGACUAUGAUCUGUCCGAAUUCUGGAGAUAUCUCUAUGCGAGAUUCUGAAAGAUUGAUGCUCAAAACUGACCAACGACUGUUGGCCCCUCAUCAAAGAGAUACCUCUCAUCUACAUUGGUGGUGUUCGUAUCCAAUGAAUUGAAAUUGAUCACACCCGAGCCAUGACAAAAGAUUUAUCUCCACUGACUACUUUUCCUUCUUCAGGGAGGUGUUUUUCAAAGAAUUUCCAAAAACCAGGCACCAAAGGUCAGAGACUGACAUUCGAGUGUGUCGUGUAUGUCCUUGAUGGGGUUUUUUCUUUUUAGGCCAACUAAAAUUUGGAGCUGUAAAAUGAUCUUUAGCUUCUUGAAUCCCAGCAGGAGCAUCCUUUAGUCUUUAAUUGGGCUGCUUGGAGAAAUUGAUGAUAUCCUUGUAUACCACAGCUACAUUCAACUCCACUAAUACCUUGGUUUAGCAUUUUCUUUAGCUACUGCAAUGCUCUUUGAACAGCAAGUAAUUCAGCCUUCUUUGCAAAUCUAGGCAUCACCACACCCCUGCAGGCAAUCAUCUCCUGCCUUUCAUUUUUUGCCAUAAUCUUGACAACAGCAUGCCUGGUUCCUUCAAUACUUUUGGAUGAGAAAUAUGAGGAAUGUGGAAAGACUAUCAACGGUGGAGGAUAAGAAGUGUGGAAUAUUCUGUUUCCUUCAUCUCUAAUUUCUCUUUGGAUGAGAAAUAUGAGGAAUGUGGUAAGCUUAGGUGGUCUUCGCAGCCAUCUUUCCUCUCUCAAACGGCUAUCCUUUAUAGGUUACCGGUACUUGCAUAAGAAGAUUUCUCUCCAAUGUCUAAUUUUUAUUCUUCAGAAUAUCCUCACUGUCAUCUUUAUUUGGCAAAAUCUCUCAGGAGGAUCAAAUGCAAACACUGUAGAGUUGGAGAGGAGCGAUCAGGGAGACUAUGCUUUGUCGCUCUGUUAAGUCUUCAUGAAAGCCUUAUGUUUGCCACGCUGUAUUUUGAUUUAAGCUUGCGAGAAGAUGGUCAUCCAAGACCAUUGGCAACCCAAUUAUCUCGGGUAGGCAAGUCUUGUGACUAAAACCCCACCAAAGCUGCCGGAGUUCCUGUCACGGACAACGCAAGAUACAGGCACUGUCAUCGUUAGUGGGUUAUCCUCACGACCUCACGAGUGUAGAAUAUCAGCUUGUACCAUUAGGCCACAGUCACUGGUGAUCAGCGAUCCCCCAUGUUCUGUAUUAGCAUAAUCACAGGGGCCAUUCAGAAAAUACAAAAUAACCAUAACAAUCACAUUUUUUAGACUUGGUUUGGGGAGUACCCUGUUAUGUCUUGUUGAUUUUUGGUUGCAGUCAGUUGAAUAUGUGGUUGACUAUGUGUAUAAUUUGUUUGUCUGAUUACUCUUGUAAUUGUUUAUUUCGCAUGACAAAGUAAUUUUUACUGUGGGCUACUUGA